CCGCCGGAUUUUGGUUUCGUUUCCCAGGAGGAUAAUGUGUUGUGACGUCACGAUACAUUAUCUGGUCACGUGGUAGCAGGACAUUGCGACGUUCUGACGCGCGCUCCGAUGUUGCUGCCAGAAGACCCAGCGGGCCGGACUUUAGUGUCAAAACAUCGCAAUGUCCUGCUCCAGCGUGACCACACACUGUAUCGCGACGUCACGUCAGGGUAUCCUCCUGGGAAACGAAACUGAAACCGACUUUAGAAAUGCUAUUAUAUUAAUUUAUUCACGGUGCUCUGAGGCUUGUUACUAUUUUUCGAGGGCUUAGAGGUCUAACACCUUCACUUAACGCUAAAAAGGAACAGUCGAAAACGUCAUGUCAGUACCCCCCCCUUUGACUCCCAUCCCUCUUUCCAAACAUACCGCCAGUUCGAAGUGGAUUGUCAUCCGACGGCCGAGUGAGCUUCAACGCCGAGGACGUAAUGCGCUUGGCGUCAGCGCUGAGGGACAUUCAGGAUGGGCUGAAAAAGGCAUCGCUCAACGAUCCCACCGGCGACGCCAAAAUUGCCGCGCUUCGACACAGGGCCAACUCGCUGGCCAACUUCCUCGAUUUCUUGGACCCCCAGAGUGAAGGCGAACAGGGGGACAGGACGUCGCAACGCUACAGCUGGUGCGAUUCCGAGACAGGCACGGCGACGAUCUGCAAGUUCGUGGGCGUCGCGUCCAUGCGCAAGGCCGAUGACCCGACGCUAAGACUCGGGCAGCCUCACACUCUGGAAGGAUACAGCUUCAACUUGGCGUGCAAGUUCGAAAGGUCGUGGGGCAAACUUUCUGGCGUCUUCCUGCUCUUCGCCCUCUGCGCCGGCGACAAAGACGACAUCGUGGAAUGGCCGUUCGCCAAGCGGGUCACGCUGAGCAUCGCCCACGCCAAGAAAGAAGGCAGCGACAUCAGAGUUCCUGUGAAUAUAUGCCCGGAAAAGGACGCGGAGUGCUUGAAGAGGCCUCAGGCUGACGUGGAACCGAGGUGGAUACAGUCGGAGAAGGUCAGCUGGAAGCAGGUUGAGAAGAACGGUCUCGUCCAUGACGACUGCCUGUUUGUCACCGUUGCCUUCGAGUAGCAACCGCCUUUGGACGACGACGCGUGUUGAUCGACUCACUUCAUAAGCCUAGACCUAAUAGGCCUAAUAGGCGAAUAGGCCUAAUAGUGUCCUAGAAAGGGUGGUCAUGACGGGUACUUGUUGCUCCUAUGGUCUACAGUACUGUAACGCAUGGCGUUCGAGAUCGCUUUGCGAGGAAAGCCGUCAUGAAAGCUGCGUGUGGGGUAUGUGAUGGGAACGCCAUUUUUACGCCGCUUAAACGAAUAAACGUUUUCGUCGUGAGCCCACCUUCAAACAAGAGCUUCGUAUUUCAGAAAACAUAGACAAUCGCUUUUAAAAUGGAUCCGCCAUGUCGAUCAGAACACGUGACGUGCCAAACAACUGGCUUUUCUGCUCAGUGUGUUUGCUCUCCUGUUUGUUUCUUCGUGACAAUACGAUUGGACAUCGCAUGAAACUUGCGUGGAGCUUGCGCUGUUUUCGAGCAUGAUUCGCUUCUUCUGACGUUUCGUGUCAGACGGCAUUGCGCACUCAGUGCCUCACACGAGUUUAUGAUGCACAUAUUUUUAAAUGU
Messenger RNA from Dermacentor silvarum, 1650 nucleotides. RefSeq lists its product as uncharacterized. NCBI's taxonomy places the organism in Eukaryota, Metazoa, Arthropoda, Arachnida, Ixodida, Ixodidae. The record is from RefSeq and is a predicted model, not a curated record. The transcript is spliced from 2 exons. Bases 465 to 1100 code for a protein of 211 amino acids. Gene Ontology annotation, molecular function: protein binding.